Messenger RNA from Haliotis rufescens (red abalone), 975 nucleotides. RefSeq lists its product as uncharacterized. Gene Ontology annotation, biological process: deoxyribonucleotide biosynthetic process. The transcript is spliced from 2 exons. Gene Ontology annotation, cellular component: cytosol. The coding region runs from base 1 to 975 and encodes 324 amino acids. The record is from RefSeq and is a predicted model, not a curated record. Gene Ontology annotation, molecular function: ribonucleoside-diphosphate reductase activity, thioredoxin disulfide as acceptor. Lineage: Eukaryota; Metazoa; Mollusca; Gastropoda; Lepetellida; Haliotidae.
AUGGCUCUGUUGAACGAUAAAGAAUUCGAAGAGCUGGUGCCAGAAACUUUGAACCUCUUCACUCUACCCCCUUAUCAGACUAGUGUUCAGAAACAUUACUUCGUCAACGUUCGCCCUAUGAGCCAAAUCAACGAUUCCACGUCUUUGGAAUUUCACGUGUCCAAUUCCGGAGGCGACUACGUCGAUUUGAAGCGCACCCGUCUACACCUCAAGUCAAAGUCACUCAAACGGACGAAUCAGCUGGUGUCUUCCACCAACAACCAUUACGCUUACAAAAGUAUGAUGAAGACCCUGUUGGAGUAUGGACACGAGGCCAAGAGCACUCAGUUGACCACGCAGCUGUUCUACAAGGACGUAGCCGAACAAAACCCUGACCUGGAGAGCAGCAACGUCACCGGAUCUAUCAAUGGCGGAAUGUCGUCGAGAGCCUCCUACAUAGCGGACAGCAAAGUACUGACCAUGUCGGGACCCAUCUACGAAGAUAUCUUCGACGUUAACCGGUACCUGCUGAACGAGGUAGACCUGACAUUGAAGAUGUACAGAUCAGAUCCUAAAUUCUGCUUGAUGAGCAGCGUGAUCGAGCACAAAUUCAAAGUUCAGAUCUUGGACGCCUACCUGCAGGUGUGCAAAGUCAAAGUAAACCCCGCCCUGAUCUUGGCUCACAACGAACUCUUCGAAAAGUCCAACGCCCUCUACCCGUACACCAAAACCGAGGUCAAGGUCACCAGCAUCCCCACCAGCCAGCAGACGCACUCCAUCGACAACAUGUCCAACCCGGUGGCCAACAGAUACAUCGUGGGACUGGUGGAGAGCGCCAGUUUGAACGGGUCGUAUACCGGAAACCCCUUUAAUUUCAAGUCCUCCAUGCUUAAAAAAGUAACCCUGUACGUCGACGGCGUCAGUGUGCCGAGUCAACCCACGGAGGCGGACGAUGUCGAGUCUUACGUCAACAUGCUCGACGGCAUGGAUCUCUAG